AGUCCGCAAACCUUUAUUUUGAAAAGCGUUUUUGCGUUCCAUUGGCACCGGAAGUGAAUCAGGUAGAGGUCGAAGGCAGCGCCAGAGUGAAAUUUAAAAACUGCGUUUAAAAACCUAUUGUCCGCCCUGUUUUUACAAAUAUUGAAAAAAAAAUAGUAUUUGAAUUGAAUUCAUUUUAAUAUUGGGUUUUUAUGUCUGUAUUCGCUGGUUUUAAUGUAAAACGCGACAAGCCGAGUCUUAGUCCUCGACGAUGAUCUGUCAUAUGAAAAGCAGAUUUCGCCAAUUCAGUCAGUGACUAUCAUGGAUUACAGAGCUGUUGUGGAAUUUGCUACUGUAACCAGGGGUCUCUCGUUGUUUUUACAGGCUCUGUUGAACGCUGCCAUCCCUGACCAUGACGCUGAUGCAUUCAGGCCCCCGCGGACCGAAGAGCAUCUAUAUUUGGACUCUGCAGUUGAGUGGUUAUUUGGUGGCCUCACUCACUGGGAUGCUGAGCAUUUCCUCCUCAUCGCGGAGAGAGGGUACAUCUAUGAACACAACUUUGCUUUUUUCCCUCUCUUCCCCGUGGUCCUGCGAGGCCUGGCGGAGACGCUGCUGUGGCCUCUCAGCAGCUGGUUGAGUGUGCGGGGCCGUCUGAUGGUGGCAGUCGCUGUUGGGAACAGCAUCUUCUUCCUGCUGAGUGUGGUGGCCUUACACGCGCUCAGCAGGGAAGUUCUGCAGGACAGGCGUCUGGCCUUGCUCUCCACUCUGCUCUACUGCAUCACACCUGCUAAUGUGUUCAUGGUGGCCGGGUACUCAGAGUGUCUGUUCGCUGCUCUCACAUUCAGUGGGGUCUUCCUCCUAGAGAAAGGAUUCACCCUUCGAGCCUGCGUGGCGCUCAGUACAGCCACUGCGGCACGAUCCAACGGACUGGUCAAUAUAGGCUUUAUACUUUAUCUUCCAACACUCCACGCCAUCUCCCGGAUCCGUUUAUAUCGCGCAACGACAAAAGGCCACAAGAAGAUGCUUCAGUACAUUUGGGUCGUCACCCGCCUCCUGCUCACUUCUCUUUUAGGAACGACAAUCAUUGCCCUUCCGUUCUGUGCUUUCCAAUACUACGGCUAUAGAACUUUCUGUAUGCCUUCCGCAUCAUUGGAACGCAUCCCCGCAGCUCUUCUCUCCUUGGCUGAGCGGAAAGGCUACCGUGUUCCAGAUGAAAAUAGUCCCCCCCCUCUUUGGUGCAUGAGAUCUCUGCCCCUGCUUUACUCCCAUAUCCAAGAUGUUUAUUGGAAUGUGGGCUUCCUGCGCUACUUUGAACUAAGGCAAAUACCAAACUUCCUUCUGGCUCUACCUAUGGUGACUCUGGGUGUCAUGGCAGCUUUUGCUUAUUUUCAAGGAAACCCAGAGUUGUGCCUAAAACUUGGACUAUGGGAGACAGAUUCAAAGAGAGGCCUCGAUAAACCCAUGCCGGGAUUUUUCAGUCCGAGAGUAUUUGUCUAUGUUGUACAUUCAACUUUUCUUCUCGCCUUUGGAAUAUUGUGCAUGCAUGUGCAGGUCCUAACCAGAUUCAUGGCUUCCUCAACUCCUGUUCCCUACUGGAUCAGCGCUCAUCUGCUCCUCCUCAAUGAGCCUCUUCUUCACCGAAGGAAAACAUCGACACCAAACAUUCAACUCAAGACUCAUUCCAAAAAUGGAUGUAAGCACACACCUCAAAACCCCAUCAUUGCUCUGCUACCACACUUUAAGAUCUGUUCCCCCACCACACAAAGCAUCCUGGGAUAUUUCCUCUCUUAUUGGCUGCUAGGCUUAGCACUGCACUGUAAUUUUCUACCAUGGACUUAACCUGGAGUAUAGCAUUUAUUCAAUUUUCAAUUUUGCUGUAACAUUUUUAACAUAACCUGUUACAAAAAGCAUGACAAAAUGUUGUGCCUGAUUGUUUUUGUUUGAAACAAGAGCUUACAGUAGAUAUGGUUACAUAAUUUAAAUCAUGCCUUUUUGUAAAUGUUACUGUAGUUGAAUGCAAACCUGAGCAGGGUGCACAUGAAAUUUGAAUGUUUAUUCUCAUGCGUCUCGGUCGUACCAAUGGGGAAAAAAGUGCGGAUUGAAUGUGUUUCAUAUUUUUGUUUAAGAACUGUGGUGUAUGUGUUUGUUUUGAAUAUUCUGUUUUAUUUAUACAUUUUGGAUGUGAAUGGAAAAACAUGGCAUUAAAUGUGCAUGUAUUCACAAAGUGGGGGGAUUUUUUAUGAUCAUUAUCAGAGUUGAUUGCAUUUAAAUGUGAAAAAUUAAAGAUCUCAUUUGUUUUACACAUUUUUGUUAACAUUUUAAAAUUAAAUAAAAUAUUUCUCAUAUUUAAA
Messenger RNA from Nerophis ophidion (straightnose pipefish), 2330 nucleotides. It is a transcript of the gene pigv, whose product is annotated as phosphatidylinositol glycan anchor biosynthesis, class V. The record is from RefSeq and is a predicted model, not a curated record. Gene Ontology annotation, molecular function: GPI mannosyltransferase activity; alpha-1,6-mannosyltransferase activity. The transcript is spliced from 3 exons. Gene Ontology annotation, biological process: GPI anchor biosynthetic process. Lineage: Eukaryota; Metazoa; Chordata; Actinopteri; Syngnathiformes; Syngnathidae. The coding region runs from base 301 to 1818 and encodes 505 amino acids. Gene Ontology annotation, cellular component: mannosyltransferase complex; endoplasmic reticulum membrane.